Molecule: messenger RNA, 1691 nt
Organism: Raphanus sativus (radish)
Lineage: Eukaryota; Viridiplantae; Streptophyta; Magnoliopsida; Brassicales; Brassicaceae
Product: ABSCISIC ACID-INSENSITIVE 5-like protein 2
Exons: 3
Coding region: 657-1514 (285 amino acids)
Biological process (GO): positive regulation of DNA-templated transcription
Cellular component (GO): nucleus
Molecular function (GO): DNA-binding transcription factor activity
Source: RefSeq, a predicted model, not a curated record
UCCACAGUAUCAGAGUGUCACUUUCUCAAUCAAAAGGUUUCUCUCUCUCUUCUCCUUUUUCUCUCAUCCUGCGCGAAAACAAAAGAGAAAAAUAACAAGAGAGAGAGAGACUCUCUCACACAGACACAGAGUCUAGGUCUGCUUUGUAAAUCUCUCUCUCUCUCUAUCACUCUGCACCAGUUUUCGUUCCUCUUUCCAUCACUUCGAGAAAGCAAAAAAAAAAAAACUCCAAAUCUCCCUCGCUUAGAUCUGAUCCUUUCGAAGCUCAAAUUCGUUUACCCUUUUUUCCCAAAAGAUCGUACCUUUUUAGUAUCUUCCUCGCAAGCGUCUCUGUAUCGCCGACCUUCUCUUCCGAUCUCCAUGUUUAGCAUCUGCAUUCCAUAGCCCCACCCGAUGCUGCAUGCAAUCCCCAACACCCUUUUAGAUUGCUACAACAACGCGUUGAUUUCUUCCUCUUCGAUGUUCUGUCUCUCUGCUCUUGCAUGUUUGUCGAGUCAACCUUAGGAAAACAAAAAGGUGUUACCUUUGCCUCCGAUUUGAUGAACUCUUUCGUGUAGAGAGCAUUUCCGCGUUACUGUUAAGAUUAGGGUUUCUCUGAUUUUGUGGGGUCAGGAUUGUUUUAGUGUUUUUUUUUCCCUUUCUAUAAAAAAAAGCUUAUGGAUUCUCAGAGGGGUGUUGUUGAAGAAGCUAGAUCUCAGUCUUUGAAUAGGCAAGGCUCUCUUUAUAGCUUAACACUCGACGAGGUCCAAACCCAUUUGGGGAGUUCUGGCAAAGCGCUUGGAAGUAUGAAUCUUGACGAGCUUCUCAAGAGUGUUUGCUCUGUUGAAGCUAAUCAGCCAUCUUCCAUGGCUAUGAACGGUGCUGCAACUCAGGAGGGUCUCUCUCGUCAGGGAAGCUUGACUUUGCCGCGGGAUCUUAGCAAAAAGACUGUCGAGGAGGUCUGGAAAGACAUUCAGCAGGACAAGAAUGGAGGUGGUAGUGGUCGUCAUGAGAGGAGAGAUAAGCAGCCUACUUUAGGCGAAAUGACGCUUGAGGACUUGUUGUUGAAAGCAGGAGUGGUCACCGAGACUGUUCCUGGUGGAAGUGCUGGUAUGGAGCAAAACAUAACUCCGGUUGCGCCAUGGGUUCAGUAUCAUCAGCUUCCGUCAAUGCCGCAGCCUCAGUCAUUCAUGCCGUAUCCGGUUGCAGACAUGCAAGUAAUGGUAUCUCAGUCUUCUUUGAUGGGUGGUUUAUCAGAUACGCAAACUCCAGGGAGGAAGAGGUUAGCUUCAGGGGAAGUUGUGGAGAAGACUGUGGAGAGGAAACAGAAGAGAAUGAUAAAGAACAGAGAGUCUGCUGCUCGUUCUCGUGCUAGGAAACAGGCUUAUACUCAUGAGUUAGAGAUCAAAGUUUCACGGUUAGAAGAAGAAAAUGAAAGACUCAAGAGGCAAAAGGAAGUAGAGAAGAUCCUCCCAAGUGCACCACCACCUGAUCCCAAGCGGCAGCUGAGGAGGACAAGCUCAGCUCCUUUCUGAUCCGAUUUCAAUACUCUUUUUUUUCUGCAUCUGUAUCGGUUUGCUUAUAAAACGAAGAGAGUGGAAAACAGUUUGUUUCUUUGUACAUUCUUGACUUGGAGCAAUUCUGUUAAGUUUGUUACAAACAUUCGGAGUUAUUUUAGUAGCAACAGCAAUCUUUUUCUUUGAGUAUAAAAA